AUGGUGAUGAGCAAAAGUGGAAAACUAGACUCGGGUCUUCAUCAACGCACCAGAGUCUCAGCUCUGGUUUCGCUCCUCACUCUUUUUCCAGGUCUUGAUCCAUCAUCAGGAUAGAAAUUCGGGAAUUGGAAAUUGAAUUUGGAAUUGAGUUUCAGGGAGCUAGGGUUUCAGAGUUGUUUAGUAGUUUGUGUGAUAAUGGAUGGUAACAAAGAUGAGGCUUUGAGAUGUGUUAACAUAGCGAAGGAGGCAAUUGCCGCCGGUAACAAAGCGCGUGCUGCCAAAUUCAUCAAGAUUGCGCAGCGCCUUAACAAGGAUUUGGAAGUUAAGGAGCUUCUUGCUGCUUGCGAGCGCCUCGAGGGGUUUUCGGCGUCAUCGGGCCAAGAAAAGGGGGUUAGGGAGAGUAGGAGUGAGCUUGGGAAGGAGAAAUUGGGGGGAGGAGGGGUGAAUGGGGUGGAUCAUCAGCAGCGGAGUUAUACCGAUGAGAAUGUUCAGUUGGUUAGGCAGGUGAAGAGGAAUAAGGAUUACUAUGCAAUUCUCGGCGUGGAGAAGACGUGCUCGGUGGAGGAGAUUAGGAAGGCUUAUAGGAAGCUUUCGUUGAAGGUUCAUCCGGAUAAAAACAAGGCUCCUGGCUCGGAGGAGGCCUUUAAGAUUGUGAGCAAGGCGUUCAAGUGUUUGAGUGACGUGAGUUCGAGGAGGCAGUAUGAUCAGACUGGAUUUGUUGAGGAGUUUGAGUACAACCAGCAGCACAAUGUGAGGAGGAGGACGGCGAGGAGGUCUGGGAAUGACUUUUUCGAUGAUGAUUUUGACCCCGAUGAGAUAUUCAGGGCGUUCUUUGGUCAGUCAGAUAUGUUUAGGGCGAGUCAGGUUUACAGGACUAGAGGAGCUGGUGGUGGCCAUCACAGGGAGGAGGUUCACAAUGGGGGACCUAACAUUAUGCUUCUUAUUCAAAUAUUACCAUUCUUGGUAAUCAUGUUGCUUGCAUAUCUGCCCUUUACAGAGCCUGACUACUCUUUGCAAAAGAAUUACAACUACCAGAUUCCCAAGACAACUGAGAGACAUGGAGUGGAGUUUUUUGUUAAAUCACAAAGAUUUGAUGACAGUUAUCCUCUUGGAAGUUCUGCUCGAGCCAAAAUUGAGGACAGUGUGAUCAAGGAUUACAAAAAUGUGCUUGUACACUACUGUCGUGUUGAGCUUCAGAGGCGUCACUGGAAUAAGAAAAUGUCUACUCCUCACUGUGAUAAGCUUAACGCUCUUGAAGUAUCUUGAAGGCUGCACGGCAUUUGAUGUAGCUUUUAUACCACAACAAUGUUAAGCCUUGACUCACAAGGUGCGUCAGAUUCAAUUUUAAAUGCCGGGGCUGUAAUCCUUGGAAGUGACCAAGGUUGCUAUUCUCCAAAUGACUUGUUGGCCUUGGACCUACUUUUAAAUGCCGUUCAGGAUGGUAGUAAUGAAGGUUUUCAGCAUCCUAAUGGCACUGCAUUUGGUUAGAAGUAAUAUGACAUACAGCUUUUGCAAUUCCUCGGAGGUAUAUGCUAGUUACAUAUAGUAAUAACAGUUGAGCAGUAGGUCUGUGAUAAUGAGUAUCUACUUGUCCCUCGAGAACACUAAAUCUCCUUUACAUUCUUUAAAUAAACUAUGCAGGUGUUGUUUCCAUUUUGUUUCAUUUGUUUUGAGAAAUCAUAUAUCAUGGAAGUACCCUUGCAGCUUCA
This is a messenger RNA of Argentina anserina (silverweed cinquefoil), 1709 nucleotides long. Its product is annotated as chaperone protein dnaJ 49. The transcript has 3 exons. The coding region runs from base 196 to 1266 and encodes 356 amino acids. Gene Ontology annotation, molecular function: Hsp70 protein binding. Gene Ontology annotation, cellular component: endoplasmic reticulum membrane. Gene Ontology annotation, biological process: cellular response to misfolded protein. The record is from RefSeq and is a predicted model, not a curated record. NCBI's taxonomy places the organism in Eukaryota, Viridiplantae, Streptophyta, Magnoliopsida, Rosales, Rosaceae.